GAUCGUUUCAAAACGCUAUCUAGGAACCGGUCGAGACUUUGAAGAGUGAACAUCAACGUGUAAGAGUGAUCAAUCUUUAAAAAGUACCGAACUCAGUGAAGUGAAAGCUUAUGAACGGAAACUUUGAUCUUGAUCCAGGUGAAGAACCUGGAAAAGACAAUGAAAUGAUAUACGAACACCAGAAAAACAGCAGAAGACGAGACAGUGAUAGCGAAGAUUGCCCAUACACCAAACAAGCAAGAAACGAAGAAACCGGCAAACAGACCACGGAGAACCAUACCUACGGAACAGUAACUCAAGGUAAAACUCACCUUGUACCACAUGGCUGUGUGAAACUGAAACAUACUGAGGAUUCUUUGUUGAUUCUUUGGGGGCCAGCAGCCAUCUGCAGUGGACAUUCUUUCUCAGCCAUGGCUCCUCUUGAGGGAGUUCCGUGUCAGCUUGUGCGUAUUAUGGAGUGUAAACAGGGCGCAGUUCGAGCUGUUAGAUUUAAUGUUGAUGGUGAGUACUGCAUGAGCUGUGGUUCAGACAAAUCAGUCAAGUUGUGGAAUCCUCACAAGGGAACGCUGCUUCAUACUUACGCUGGACAUGGAUAUGAAGUCCUGGAUGCCCGAGGAUCAAGUGACAAUUCACUGAUUGGCUCUUGUGGCUUGGACAAAUCAGUGAUGAUGUGGAACGUAGGAACAGGAGAAUGCCUGAGGAAAUUCAGAGGUCAUGCAGCAAGAGUGAACUGCGUCUGCUUUAAUGAAGAGUCAACAGUCAUCUUCUCAGGGUCAAUGGAUGGCAGUGUCCGUGUGUGGGAUCUUCGUAGCAGAAGGAAUGAACCCAUCCAGGUACUAGAUGAAGCUAAGGAUGCUGUAAUGACUGUGUCUGUAUCUGCUCAUGAGAUUUUGACCUCCUCUUUGGACUGCUACACACGUGUAUAUGACUUACGGAAUGGGAAACUCAUGUCUAACUGUAUAGGAGAAAGUGUAACCUGUGCAACCUUCAGUGGAGAUGGUCAAUGCAUUCUAGCGUCUACAAUGGGCUCCUCUCUUCGACUGAUGGACAAAGAGACAGGAGAGCUUUUGUCCCAUUAUACAGGCCAUAGCAGUAAAGACUACAAGGUUGAGAGCUGCUUCACUUCCUCUGACACGCAUGUCAUGUCUGGUUCAGAGGAUGGAUAUGUGUAUUGUUGGGACCUCGUUAAGGGAACACUUUAUCUUAAACUUGAGCACAAGGGGAGUCGUGUGGUCCAUUCCCUGUCCCCACAUCCCACAGAGUCUUACCUCUUGACGGCAACCCUGGGCCAGAUGUGGUUUUGGUCAGCUGAGCCUCAGGAAGAGCAGGAGAACGCAUAAUUGGCAUUGCAACGGGAAUGUCCAUGUUGCUCACCAGAUGAGCUGGGUAGGAUGGAGAUAAAAGUGUGUACCUCAUUGACAGGCAUCCAUCUAUCUACUCAUCUGUCUAUUUCUACAUACAUACAUGCAUGUAGAUUAUAUAUUUACGAAUGCAAAUUGAGUUUAAAGAUAAUUCCAAAUAGG
This is a messenger RNA of Penaeus vannamei (Pacific white shrimp), 1523 nucleotides long. RefSeq names its product WD repeat domain-containing protein 83. Gene Ontology annotation, molecular function: protein binding. The record is from RefSeq and is a predicted model, not a curated record. NCBI's taxonomy places the organism in Eukaryota, Metazoa, Arthropoda, Malacostraca, Decapoda, Penaeidae. Gene Ontology annotation, cellular component: catalytic step 2 spliceosome. Gene Ontology annotation, biological process: mRNA splicing, via spliceosome.